UGAAACUUCGCAAAAGUAUCUAUCAGGUGCUUAAUUAAUUUUGUCGAAAGUUUUGUGAUUAUCUCGAAUAGAAUUUACAAUUAACAGUGUUUAGGUGAUAACUACCUUAAAUGAACAAAAUUAAGCAAAAGUAUAAAACCAAAUUUAAAUAUUUCCAUCAAAUAGUUCGACUUAUAGUUAAAACGCAAUGGGUAAUAACGUUCCCACGGUUCCCUCGUACAAAGAGAGAUCCAAAAAAUGUAAGUGAACGUACAUACCGGGUGAAUGAAUUACUUGAAACAUACCAUGAAUAAUUAAACAAAACAUGAAACGGAUUCUCAUACAUUCUGAAUUAAACUAACUUAUGUCGCAGUUAGGCACACCGGUUAUCUUUCCAAAAUGUUCAUCAAUUUCAAUCAUUGUUUAAACUCAAUGAUACACGUUAACAAGUUAAACCACCCAGUACAAACAGUAUAUAAAGAUGCGCUGGAUGCUGAUGUUCUAUUCUUCGAAGGACUACCGUGAAAGUACCGCAGCAUUCUCUUAUGUCAUCAAAUUUACUUAUGAAAUCUGAAGUGUACAAUCAAUUAUAAUCAUCGAUUUUCAUCUUGAUAUUAUUUAUUCUUAAUUAAUGAUUAAAUUUAAAAGAGAAGGUCGAAGAGGAUUUUGCAAAGUUUGAUGAAGACUGAGAUUUUUACUGUGCUUGAAACAUGCAUUGGCAAUUUUCUAAAAGCAUCGCCGACAAGGUAAGUCCAUUUUUAUCAAUCUACCUAAAAAUAAUUUCAAAUAUAUUAUAAAAUGAUUUCUUAAGAGCGAACGUUUCAUUUUUUCUAUUCACAUCUCCCGUUGAAAGUGAUAUUGCUUAACAAUCUAGCGGUUCCCAAUUAACAAGAAGAAUCUGUGCAAACGUUUCUUUCCUUAUUUGUUGAAAUUUUUACUUCGCAUUCAUUUCUUCUUUUAAGUGCGACGAAGUCUGUAGAUCUUCUUCCGAUUUCCGGGUACGGUUUAUGUUAAUUGUAGCGGAGGUUUGCACUUUUUUGAGUUAGAAAUCGUACUGGAGAACCGCUGGAAGCGCCUACGCGCACGUGCGCGUUGCGGCACUCCUCUCGGAGCGCAUCGUCACAAAGUCUUGCCCAAUGAAUCCCGCGAUCCUUUCGAAUCCGAAUCAUGACACGCGUGAUUAAUGCUUGAAACCAGUAGCCGAUUCCCAGUAAACUUUCUAAGUACAAUUAGAUCUAAAUUUCUUCAGUCCGUUAAUUUGAACCUAAUUAAUUUGCAGAUCGUUAUCCUGUGCUGUCUGAAACUGACAAUCGCCGGCGUUCUCCAGCAGAGAUUCCCUUGUGCGCCGGUUGGAGCGAUUUCUGCGAACGGUGAGCUGGUGCCCGUGACUUGCGCCCUGAAGUCAAUCGAAAAGCAAGUGGCGCCCACUUAUGUGAGGGUCUCUGCGCCGAUUUCGUACAGGCCUCUGCCGAAGGCGUCUUCGUUGGUCUACGUGGCUCCACCGAUUUUCAAAACAGCCUCAGCCGUCGUCGCGACCGACUCGAGGACCGAGAAGGAAUACACGGCUUAUCCGAGGUACUCGUUUAAUUACGGGGUCCUCGACGGGUACACGGGCGACUCGAAGUCCGCGUGGGAAGAACGUGACGGUGAUACUGUUAAAGGUGAGUAUUCGGUCGUCGAAGCCGACGGCGCGAUUCGAACGGUCACGUACACCGCCGACGAUCACAACGGCUUCAACGCUGUUGUGACCAGGAACGAGUCACCGAAGAAUGCGCAAGAAAGUAAUUUGAAGGCGUUCCUGCCGGCGACGAUUGUCUCCCAUCAUCAUUGAUCGUUUCUUAUCCAAUUUGAAUUACGAAUUUUUGUGCAAAAUAAAACGUUUAUGAUAUCAAUUUAAAAAAUGUGAUUUGGAUAGAAAUUACUUUCAUUGGUAUGAUAUUGUAAUAUACAGGGUGUUUCACUAGAUUUUCAGGUUUCUAUUUUCUCGCUAUUAUUGCUCGUAAGGAAGAAAGUUUUACA
Messenger RNA from Ceratina calcarata, 1998 nucleotides. RefSeq names its product cuticle protein 19. The coding region runs from base 1163 to 1810 and encodes 215 amino acids. The transcript is spliced from 3 exons. NCBI's taxonomy places the organism in Eukaryota, Metazoa, Arthropoda, Insecta, Hymenoptera, Apidae. Gene Ontology annotation, cellular component: extracellular matrix. The record is from RefSeq and is a predicted model, not a curated record.